AUGGACAGGCUACCCCAGGACAUAGAACAAGCCGACCUGAUCUUGGUAUACACACCCAAGGCAGCAGCCAUGCUUGUCGUCAAGUCUGCUUCAGCCAGACAAGAUCCAAGCUCAAGCGCACCCUGUAUUAUCGUGCAGAAGGUGGACUGGCAUAUCCCAGGCUCCAAGGGACAUUGGACCUUGAAUGGACCAAACGUCUACUAUGAAGACUCAGACUCAGACGAAGAUGGAGACGCAGACGAGGAGGACGAUGACAGGAACUGCACGGGCGAGGAGAUGACCCUGGAAAUGUACAUUCACAAAUUCAAAUCCCAAGUUGAAGGUGACGAUGAACCCAAUGUGGUUGUCCGACCUCAUGGGCGUGAUGUCCUAAAGCAUUACUUCUUCGGCAGCUGCCCCAAUUGCGGCGUCAAUGGAUGGUUUUGCCGCGGCUGUCAGCAGAUGUGGCCUGAUCUCUUUGGUAGCUGUGGGGAUGACCUGUCCUGCCCUGUCUGCCAUGGGUAUGAUUUUGCUUGUGAUGAUAACAUGGCUAUCAGGUAUCAGGAGACUCUUAAAGGGAGGCUGCGUCAGCGGCAUGAGCACCAGCACGAUUCCGCGUACUCAAAAUCUGAGAGACGAAGCCUACAAGAGGAGAUGCUGUCUUCGCUUCGGGAUAGAUAUGAGUGGAUGAACACACGAAGGGCGGAGAUGGGGAUGAGAAAGGAAGAUGUGGAUGAAAACCCCGAGGGACGGGGCCCUAAACUCAAGUUGGAGGGCACGAAGAGGGAACUACAGGAGAUUUUGAACCUUCAGGAUAACCAGGAGCGGGCAGAUUGGCUUCGGUCUGAAAUGGUCAAACCACGGUGGACAGAGCGCUGGGACGACCAUCUCAGCAAGAACGACGAGAAGGAAAGGGGGAAGGGCAUUUGCGAUAUCCAAAACAGAAUACUGAGUGGCGAGGCCCAUGGCGUCCUUAAAUACAGCACGGCCCGACCCUGCAAGGACGAGUCUACACGCGCUUGA
This is a messenger RNA of Aspergillus pseudoviridinutans, 1002 nucleotides long. RefSeq lists its product as uncharacterized. The transcript has 3 exons. Lineage: Eukaryota; Fungi; Ascomycota; Eurotiomycetes; Eurotiales; Aspergillaceae. The coding region runs from base 1 to 1002 and encodes 333 amino acids. The record is from RefSeq and is a predicted model, not a curated record.